Messenger RNA from Mastomys coucha (southern multimammate mouse), 2626 nucleotides. It is a transcript of the gene C1qtnf6, whose product is annotated as C1q and TNF related 6. The record is from RefSeq and is a predicted model, not a curated record. The transcript has 4 exons. Gene Ontology annotation, molecular function: protein binding. Lineage: Eukaryota; Metazoa; Chordata; Mammalia; Rodentia; Muridae. Bases 346 to 1128 code for a protein of 260 amino acids.
CUCAGCGUGCUCCCUCGUCCCUCCCUCCCUCCAUCCCUCCGCCCUCCUAGCUCAGUCGUAGGCCUAGGGGUCGGGCCUGCAACAAGUUAUCAUCACAGACAUGGGCCAAGGAGCCAGAGGCCGUCCGGGGUCUGUGAGUUGAGCCUGAGGCUGCAGGAUGAGGGCCUAGCCAGCUCAUUGGAAGAUCUCUUCUCUGCCACCCUGCACUGCUUCUGGUGUUUACCUGCCCCCGCUGGGACUUCCUCAUCCCCCCACCCCCCAGCCACUAAGCCCAGCUCCGCCCAUCUGGAUGAUAAGAAUGAUAGCCCAGCCAUCCGCCAAGAGGCUCUGGAUUCUUAGGGCUUCAUGGGGACAGCCAGCCCGGGGUCUCUCUGGGCAGUAUUCCUGCUUCCUCUUGUCUUUGGGGUCCCCACAGAGGAGCCUAUCUUUGGGGAAUCUGUGGCUUCCCACCUCCCCAAAGGCUGUCGACGAUGCUGUGACCCCGAGGACCCGAUGUUCUCUGAUGACACGGUCCAUGCCCCUGUUUCCCCUUAUGUCCUGCCUGAGGUCAGACCAUACAUCAACAUUACCAUCCUGAAGGGUGACAAAGGGGACAGAGGUCCUUCAGGAACACCAGGGAAGCCAGGCAAGAAUGGUACCCGAGGGGACCGUGGCUCUCAGGGUGUCAAAGGUGACAAGGGGCAGGCAGGUAGCCCUGGCAGCUCGUGCCAGACGCAUUACUCGGCCUUCUCUGUGGGCCGCAAGACUGGCUUGCACAGCACCGAGAACUUCCUCUCACUGCUGUUCGACAGGGUCUUCGUGAAUACGGAUGGCCACUUCGACAUGGCCACCGGCCGCUUUGUGGCCCCCCUGCGUGGCCUCUACUUCUUCAGCCUCAAUGUGCACAGCUGGAAUUACAAGGAGACCUACGUGCACAUCGUCCACAAUGAGCAGGCGGUGGUGAUUCUGUACGCACAGCCCAGCGAACGCAGCAUCAUGCAGAGCCAGAGUGUGAUGCUGCCGCUGGUGCGGGGUGACCACGUGUGGGUGCGGCUCUUCAAGCGGGAGCGGGAGAAUGGCAUCUACAGUGAUGAUGUGGACACGUACAUCACCUUCAGUGGCCACUUGAUCAAGGCAGAGGACGACUGAGCUUCCCCAGCCACCUUCGCAGCUGGGCAGCUGGUGGCUAGGGCAGGUCCCGUAGGUCCCAGGCCUGGGUCUGCUGCUCUUCCUUCCUGGUCUCUACCAUUACCUGCAGUCUGUCUUCAUCCCCUCCCCUCUUGGCUUCAUUUUCUGAUACUUUUUGGGUUUACAUAUUCCACUUUGCCAGCCUCUAGAGUGGCUCUCCUGACAUUCUACCAUGCUGUUUUUCCCCGGGGUCUUUAUUAUCUGGUAGAUUCUGGCUUCGCAUUUGAGGUAGACCCGGGAUUCUGCAUUUCUACCGAUUUCCUCCAUGACGUUGAUGUCACUGGUCUGAGGAUCAUACUUGAGGAUUGUGCUCACUAGAACGUUCCCAGCAUUCUUAGGGCCUUCAAGAACACUCUUGAAUUGCACCCCCUCCCCAAACUCUAGCAUUCUUUCCGGAUCCUCUGGCUUCCUCCUCCCCUUGGACCUUCCCCACAUCUGACCUUCCCCUCCUCCCCCUUUCCGGCCACUGUUCAUUUGUGCAUUCAUCUAAUGCUGAACGCUCACUUGGUCUCAGGCCUUAGGAAAGCCCACAAGUGGGCACUAAGACUUGAGCACAUGCUCCUCUAGACUGGGUCCGAGGGCACUGUGGUCCCUUCUCCACUGCUUCCAUGGUGCCACAGGUUCCUGGAGAUGGGAAUGAUGUCCCUUUCCCAUUCUCCACAUUCUUACCCAGUGCCCAGCAUUAAAGCACAUAUAGGUAUAGUCUUGGCUGGGAGGAAACCCAGGAGUUUAGACACAUCUGGGAUGAAGGGCCGCCUGGGAACUGGAGCCUGUUCUCUUCCCUGGCCUUUGAAGACUCCCCCUGCCCUCCUUCUUUCCCCAUUGUCCAGGACUUUAGCCAUGGUCAGACCAUGCACUAGUGCUCUCUGGUCCUCCUGGCUCCUCCAAGGCCCAGGCUCACACUGGGUUGAUGAAGGUGCUUAAGCCCCUGUGACCAUAGAGGUGGCUCCCAGUUCACAGCUUCUCCUGCCUGUAUUGCCCUUGCAGACAUCAUGGGCAAAUCAGGCAGGAUGAAGGUGGCAGGUUUCAGCCCAAAGCAGGUCUAGGGACUGAAGCCAGUGACAUUCAGGUUACCUGGGGGCCUUCUCUGAGCCAUGCUUCCAAGACAGGCCCUGGGGGGAAGUUGUAGAAAAGCAAGGGACACCAAGAAUCCCCCACCCCCAUGCCUUUCCCAGGGUGUGUGGCCUGGUGGCCCUCCAACCUUCCCUUCUUCUACUAUAGCCUGUCCAAGCUUCUCAGGGGAAGGUGGCCUCCGUCCAUUGGUGCUUCUGCAGAUCCAGGGCAGGGCUGGCUGGCCCUGGGAGGGCAUCUCUGGUGCUUACAGCCAAGGGAGCCACGGCAGGGUGAUAGAGGCAAGGCCUGCCAUGUGCUGUGAAGGCUGGUUCUACAAAACCACCCUCAGCCUGACUGUUCUUGCCUGCUUGGUCAGUGUGAAUAAAGAUACUGGAUUCUCUUGGCA